Messenger RNA from Xenopus laevis (African clawed frog), 4818 nucleotides. It is a transcript of the gene npdc1.2.L, whose product is annotated as neural proliferation, differentiation and control, 1, gene 2 L homeolog. Bases 3870 to 4688 code for a protein of 272 amino acids. The record is from RefSeq and is a predicted model, not a curated record. The transcript is spliced from 9 exons. NCBI's taxonomy places the organism in Eukaryota, Metazoa, Chordata, Amphibia, Anura, Pipidae.
UCUUCUGAACAUGACUCACGUGUCUGGAGCAUUACAAUAAAUUUUGGAAUACCCCACAUUGCUUUUCAUUUUUGCUAUACGUAUAACUGGCGGUGGAGGAGGCCAGUACAAAUACCUUUCCCCAUUACCUCGUAUUUUUACAUAUUACCCGAGAGAAUGCCAUUACAAUGACCACGAUUUCUGCAAGGAAUGUACCAAUAGAAUGUUUCCGAAAAUUGUACUUAGUAAGUUGCUUAGGUUUAAUUAAUUGUCCAACAUUUUUACCUCUCCUUUAGGAAAACAGAGGAGGUAUUUGGAACAAGUGGCCAUAUUUGGGAUCUGUUUUCAAUAUUCAAAACUAUCUUGAUGAAUUUUGGAUUAUAUGAAUUUUUGUAUGAAUUUGUCACAAUGUAUUGUAUUCAAUUGAUUCCAAUCACUUUAAUUCGUCUCCCAUUAAAUGUAUCCUCACACUUUGAUCCACUAUGCUUGUGCCCUGAAACGUUGCACUUCCGUAGUAAAAUGUUUUGCAAGGGCUUGCCCUGCAACUACACUCCUUGUGUGCCAGUAUUCCACCUGUUACCUUGUUCACUUUGAGAAAACACAUUUGUGUUGGCUAUUGACUCUGUGCCCCUACUGAGUGAAACUAUUAACUCCUCUUUGUAUAUACACUGUACUAAAGAAAAUAACUAGUUAAGCUUCAUUGCUCUUAUUGAUUCAUUUAUAACCAAAUUAUUUCCAUUUUUCAAUGGAGACACGGUCACAACCUGCAUCGUAUUGACUAUGAAUUACUUUGAAAAAAAUGUGAUUAGUCCUUGCAUAUGAUGCAAUCAGUUCAUCAUUGUCAUCUUUGCCUACCUGACUCUUUUUUUUUUUAAAAGUGCCUGUCCCAUGUAGUUUUAAAUGAUUUCCUCUUCAUACCUAUAAACUUCCUUAUUUAACCCACAGAGGGUGGUCCUUGACACUUUUACCUUUCCUUUUUAAGGUAAUACAUUUAUACUAAUAAUAGCAUUUUGAAUUACAGCAAUUUCUGUUGUGUGAUUCUGCAGAAAAGUUUAUGUCCCAAUACUUGCACUGAAGUAUUGAUCUUGUCAACUGCCUGUUUCUACCACAAAACAACAUAUCCACAGAAUUGUUUACUGAUUGUUUCUACCACAAUUCGAUUAAAACAACAUAUCCACAAUGUUUACAUACUACCUGCUGAUUGGUUUCUACAGGUGAUACGCACUUUAGCAAGCUUUGCCGAUAUCACAUAACCUCUUUUGAACAUUAGAAAUCUUGAGAUGGCCAUGAAAUGUACAAUAUUUGCUCCCACACAGUGUGGCAUGGUGACAGACGUGAGAUUCACAUCCUGGCUUUUGUGCUUGAUUUAAUGUAAAGCCUUUUUUACGUUGAAGCUAAGCUAGGGUUAACUACUGCAGCCUCUUCUUCCUUUAGCAACCGCGCUGUUGCUGUGCAAGCAACUAAAUCUGCAAGGUCGAACUGUCUAACAUUCAAACAGCUAACAACUAGAAUUCGCACAAUGGCUGAUUGUUCUCUAAUAAAGACUUCAACUAAAGCUAUACCCACAAACAUUGCAGGUCUUAUAUAUAACAUUUAAAUGAAGCCUUUUGGUGAUUUUUCUAAUAUUGUGUGCCAUUUGAUUAUCACAUGAAUCACUAAUUUUACCACUGAAACAUUGGCAUUCUAAGUACUAAAGUCCAUCCCUUUGGUUUGCAUGAAGCACUGUACUUACAACAAGGGUACACAUAUACGCUAUGUAAGAUAGGGUGGUGGGCUUAAUUUGCAGCCAUCCAGAAUGACCUCUCUGCGCCAAGCCCUACAAGUUAAGGGAUGGGGCUUGAUUAUGUAUACUUGCACUUGCCCCACCUCUCUGAUGACAUCAGAGGGCACAAUUAUAUAAAUUAGCAUGGCGACCCAGAUUGAAUGAGGGUGAUGUUAUUGCAGGUUAGGGUUGGCUGUGGAUUUUUCAACUGGCACAUCAAUACUUUAGACCUGUGUUCUGUCAGGUGAUCAGUGAGUGACACAUAGAACACUGCAAAAUGGAGACUAUAGCUAAAAUAUGAAAAAAGGGUUAUAUUUACUCAUGUGUAUGUGCCAAUUUAGAUUCCUUGAUAGGUCACUUAUUACGAUAUAAAUAAUCUGCUGUUUAAGUUUUAGUUUAGAACCAUAUAAUUCUUUCGUGCUAGCAGGGUUUGAGGACAAAAGAAGUUUAAAGAAGUAGUUUGCUUAACAGGAUAGGUGGGUCUUCUUUUAUGCCAUAAAAAUACUAAAACAUGUAUUCAGAUGUCUGCAAUUAUUCAUUUACUGGUGUUAAUUCUAAAAGUUCAAAAUCCCUCUUGCCAUAGACACCUAGCUCUGAUACAUUCAUGUCCUUCCAUUUAAUUUUAGAGUUCCACACAAAAUAAACUUUAUUAAAAUUAUUAUUAUUGCCACAUCACCUCCAUUGUUUAUCGCUUGAAGCAUUGGCAUCCUCCUCUCUCUCUCUCUCUGUGUUGAUAUUUCUAAUUUAUUGUUUUGACUCUACUCUAUCCUCAUUGGCUCCUUCUGCUGGAUGACUCAGUUCUCCACACACAUACUCCUACCCCCUCCCACACAUUGCUCCAUUCAUAAAGUAAUAUCAAUGCGCAGUGUCUGUGACAAGCAAGCACACUCACAUCUUACUUGGAUUCCGACAGAGAAAGAAGAUAGAGGAGAUGACAACAGUAGGCAAUGAGAUUAUGAAGGCAGGGCAAGAAAAGCAGUGAAGAAGAAGCAGAAGAAGAGGAGUACAGGCAGAGUAGGGGAAAGGGUUGGAGAGGGGGCAAUGGAGAAAAGAAGGUCUCUAAUGGGGGGAGAAGAGAUUUGAAAUACUUCAAGGAAAGGGAAACAUUAGCACAAAAGAGACAAUUCCAUACGUUGGUGUCCUGGGUCUGUCUGGAAACAACACAGUUUGCUUGUGCUCUUGUCCAUUGUUUUCUUUUUCAAUUUGAAUAGAACUGUACAGUCGAAAAAAAGUCUUGUUUUUUGGUAAUCCUGCAUAUAAUUCUCUAUGCCAUAUUAGAUAUAUUAGAAAAGAUGUAUUUGAAGCACAAUUAACUGUGCAGAUGAUUCUUUGUAGUGUAUAGGUAGUCCCUAAUACUGUAUUAUUUUAUGGCUAAAUCUCUCACACAUAUAAUUGUGCUAACAGGCAAUUGGUUUGCAAAUAUUUAAUUGGUGAGAUCAGUCUGUCAUUUCAGUUUAAAGCAAAUUGUGCCUGCUUGUGAUUGCGCAUGUACAUGUUUACAGCUUUGUCGCUAUGGAUAUAUGUUAAUAUUGCAGGGAUGCGUAGGGUGCAGUUCUGUUUCUCUGCAUGGAAUACCAUUCUGUGCAUUUUUGUGUACAUGGGUAAAUAAUUGUUUUUGUUAAAGUGUUACUGCAUAGUGCAGUGUUUGUGUGUGAUUCAGUCUGUCAGCGUGUUGUUGUGUACAGUUGUGCGUUUAAAUUUUUUCAAUAUAAUUGUUUAAAUAGCCCUAACAUGUUGGUGAGCUUUCAUCUCAUUGUUGCUGCCCACCAAGGUAUAUAAAUAACCUUUGUUUCCUGGCAUAUUUCUGUGUGUUUGUCACUGUUGAAAUAGUGUUUUGGCUAUUUAGUGUUUUUGAAGGCUGCAUAACUAUAGCAUUCAGCUAGAGAUAGCUGUAUAUGUGUAUAUAAGUGUUUAGUUUUCCUUUAUUGUGUUACUUUAAAGUGUUUCAGUGUGUGUGUAUAUGCAGCAUUAACGUGACUGUUUUAUUUAUCCUUUAAACCUGCUUGUCUCUCAUAUGUGCUGGGGUUUCCUUUCUGGAAAGUAUUAAUUUGUUGGUGAUUGUAAAAAUUGCUAGUGUAAAGUGAGUGGUAGUGAGGUGCCUCAGUGAGUUAGUACAUCUGCCAGUGAGAUGGGAGGCUACGAACUUUACAUACUGCUACUUAUUUUGACAGUAACUGUGGUGGAAGGACACUGCCCACCUAAAAUCACAUGUAUCCUGAAGAAGAGAGAGAUGUGCACUCCUGGUGGCUAUGACUGUGGCCCUUGUAGGUCUCCAUACAUGGAGACAGCAAGUGGGAAAUGUAUAUUAAAAGGAAACAGGUCGAAGUUUACUGGCCCUGAUGCAAUAAUUGACUUUCUGCAAAACAUGUUGAACUCUAUGAAUGAAGCCGGUCUUGCAGCUCCUAGUAGCACAGUUAACCCAGCUGCACCCAUUUUUACAUCUCCCUCCUUACAACCUGUAUUUCGCAAAAAUUCCACUAUGAUGGAUACCAGGAAACUUACUUCUACAACUUCUCCUGCACGUGAAAAAAAUGCAAACGUUAAUCGGAGAAACAAGUCUGUCAACAAGAGCCUUUCACUAACUUUGAUUGUAAUCUGCAGCCUGACUGGGGUCUCAGGAAUACUUGUUGUUGGACUAUGCUGGUAUCGUUUACAGAAGGAAGUGCAGCUGGCACAAAAAAUAGCAUACACCUCAUGCUCAGACCGUCACCAGCACAUUUGCAAUAGGUCUGCUGGUCACAUUUCCCAUUACAUUCAACAGUAUCAAACCAAGAAACAGCAGCUUCAGGCACAGGAAAGGUCAUCAGUGCAUCCUUAUAAGCAGCUCUCCACUGACUCUGAACCGGACACUGACGAUUGUUCUAUCUAUGAAUGUCCAGGAUUAGCUCCGACAGGAGAAAUGGAAGUUCACAACCCACUCUUUGAUCCAGUAAGGACUUCACAGUGAUGCUAUCUGCAGUAGAUUCCUGCAACUUGGAUUAUUGUGCACACUCAGUUUUUUUUUUUUCUUUAAAUGCAUGUAUUCUCAUUUUUACAUUGUGUCUCUUUACUGAAAAAUAAAGUAUUGCUUCAACAUC